AUGGCCGACUCUAACCCCUGGGCGGCGCAAGAGGAUGCUGCUAUUGCAUUCUCAUUCAUAGGGUUCGUUCUGGUCAACGUCCCAUUGUAUUGGCAUCUACGUGCGUGGAACAUGGGCUGCGUUCAGUACAUAUUCUGGGUCGGUAGCCAAUGUCUCCUUCAAUUCAUCGGCAACAUCGUCUGGAAAGACAACACUAUCAAUUGGGCUCCAGUAUGGUGCGAUAUCGCGACGAGAUGGGCGCUGGCGUCCAGCAUCGCUAUCUGCUCUUCGUCUCUCGUGAUCAUGCGUCGUCUGUACCAUAUUGCAAACAUUACUACGGUCCAUGUCACCCGUGAAGAUAAACGCCGCAUGAUCAUAGAAGACACCGCCAUCGGUUCCGGUUUCCCGAUACUCCAGGUCUUGCUCUACUGGUUCAUCCAGGGGCACCGGUUUGACAUCUACGAGGGCAUAGGGUGCUGGCCAGCCAUCCCGAACACCAUCCUUUCGUGGUUCAUCUUCGAUCUGUGGCCCGUCUUCUUCGGCACGAUGUCUGCUCUGUACUGCACACUGACGAUCAGAGCGCUUCUCAAGCGGCGUGAACAACUCAGCCAGAUCAUGGCUGCGAACAGCGGCCUGCACUUCAACCGAUACUUCCGCCUCAUGGGCCUCGCCGCAGUCAACAUGAUCUUCACCCUCCCGCUCGGCAUCUACACUAUGGUCGUUAAUGCGUCGACGCCUAUCUACGUGUGGCGAGGGCUCGCAGAUUUGCACUACGACUUCUCCGCCGUUGGCCAGUACCCUGCCAUCGUGUGGCGCUCGAGCCCGCUCGCCGCUCGCUCUCUCGAGUUCAGCGAGUGGUCCUUCAUUGGCUGCGCCCUCCUCUUCUUCGCGUUCUUCGGCUUCGGUGACGAGGCGCGCAAGAACUACAGGAAGGCCUAUGAGGUCGUGGCUAAACACCUCGGACUUCGUCGUGAACUAUGGCAACGCCUCCCAGGUGGAUGGCGAACGAGGCGACAGGCAAGCCCACAACCUAUCAACGUUGUCCUUCCUACGAUCGCGCCGCGCCCGAAGCGAGACACCACCUACACCACGUCCGGGAAGAUAUCCAUCUCAAUCUCCCUCACAGACGUCGGGCCCGACGGAAAUGUCGUCGACAAGCCCUACCACCGCCUUCCAUGCGUUCCUCCGGCUCCCACUACUCGACCGACUCCGACACCUGUGUCCCCUGGACAGGAACGAGAAGAAGGAGAGACAAGAGACACCCCUGCCUCCUCUCCCGCUCGACGACCCUGA
This is a messenger RNA of Fomitopsis serialis, 1272 nucleotides long. Its product is annotated as putative fungal pheromone GPCR, STE3-type. NCBI's taxonomy places the organism in Eukaryota, Fungi, Basidiomycota, Agaricomycetes, Polyporales, Fomitopsidaceae. The record is from RefSeq and is a predicted model, not a curated record. Gene Ontology annotation, molecular function: mating-type alpha-factor pheromone receptor activity. Gene Ontology annotation, biological process: G protein-coupled receptor signaling pathway. Gene Ontology annotation, cellular component: membrane. Bases 1 to 1272 code for a protein of 423 amino acids. The transcript is spliced from 6 exons.